AUGGCCUCAUUAUUCAAGUUGAAUACCAUCUCAGGUUGCCAACAAUUUGUCGACAGCCAGCCACCCAACGUAAUUGCAGAUCAAAUUCUCCAAGACCAACGUUCUUGCCGGGAUGGUGAUGUACCGUCUUUGGUAGUCCACUGCCUUCCUCCGCACACCGAUCAAAUUGCGCUUUCCAUAGGAGACAAAUCUAUACCCAUAUCCGUUGCGCGCAAACGGUUUUCCAGCAUUGUUUCAAUGAUUAAAUCGCACAUGAAUAAUCUUUCGCGAUCAUCUGGGAAUGUUACACCUCCCCACAUGAUUCCAUCUGAUGAAGAAUACAAAGCCACACUCAAAGUUUUAUCCUAUCUCCAAUUGCCAGACGUGGGACUAGCGGACUCUUCGACACCUCUGGAACAUGUACUAGAAAGUAUCAAAACCCAACUGCAGCUCGGCCCAUGUGUGCGUGAGGCUAUCAUGGAGCAACGUUGUAGAUCUAUCAAACGUUGCUAUAUGUGCUGCUAUGCUGUUUCUUCAGUCCACCCUUUCUACCAGUCUUUGUGCCUACCCUGUGGAGAAUUCAAUAUCACUUCUUGGUCUCUAUCUCUUCCCACAAAUCUUCAGCUAGCCGGGAAAACCGCCUUAGUCACUGGUGGAAGGAUCAAUUUGGGAUAUCAUACUGCACUGAGGCUACUCCGUUGUGGGGCAAAUGUCGUGGUAUCAUCCCGAUACCCUAUGGAUGCAGAAAAACGAUACCUACAAGAGCAUGAUUCGAACGACUGGUUGACCAGGUUGAAAAUUGUUGGUGCUGACUUCCGGGCAGCCAGUGAUGUUUUUGCUCUUGUCAACGCCGUCAUCGCAUGUUUAAAAGAAUGGAAUACAAAAAAUAAACCCAAGCUCGAUAUUCUCAUCAAUAAUGCUGCUCAAACCUUAACAGACAGUGUAGACAAAGAACGUAAAAACGUGCAAAGAGAAGCCGAGCUAUCUGAAGGAACAUCACGAGUCGUCUCUCUAAAUACACGGUAUCAGCCGCGUGUCAGAGGUGGUGUCGUCGGCCAGCAUAUUCAAUCUGUUACAGAUAUUCCAAAUAUUGCGCCAAUGAGCGAACAGACAAAUUCAAAGACAACUAUUGCCUCCCAGACCAGCUUAGAGUCAUCAUGGAUACAACGCAUAUCGGAAAUUCCAUACGAAGACGUCAUCUCCGCACACAGCGUCAACACAUUUGUACCUUUCAUCCUAGUUCGCGAACUGCUUCCAUAUAUGUCUGCUAACAGCUUAAAUGACGAAGACGAAGAGGUUUUAAAAUCCACCAAACACAAGCCUACCGGCUAUAUCGUCAACGUCUCCUCUCGCGAAGGAAUCUUUGAAAAGACACCUGGGCAUCGCGCGAAAGAUGGCAGCCACGUCCACACCAACAUGUCCAAGGCCGCCCUCAACAUGAUUACAGAGACGGAAGCUACGACAGCUUGGAAGAACGGUCGUGUCGCCAUGAACACAGUGGAUCCUGGCUACAUGAGUGCAGACCCCAUAUAUAUGGAAAUGGUUGGUAGAGCUGGUACCCCCUGCCCCAUUGGAUGGGAAGAUGGCGCGGGGAGAGAUUUAUGGCCUGUGGCCAAAGGAGAGAAAGGGGAAAUAAUUCGAGGACGGUUCCUAAAACACUUCGCUGAGAUAAAUGUGUUUCGCUGA
Molecule: messenger RNA, 1665 nt
Organism: Psilocybe cubensis
Lineage: Eukaryota; Fungi; Basidiomycota; Agaricomycetes; Agaricales; Agrocybaceae
Exons: 1
Coding region: 1-1665 (554 amino acids)
Source: RefSeq, a predicted model, not a curated record